Messenger RNA from Rasamsonia emersonii CBS 393.64, 1029 nucleotides. RefSeq names its product rRNA processing protein Ipi1. Gene Ontology annotation, cellular component: nucleus. The transcript has 3 exons. The record is from RefSeq and is a predicted model, not a curated record. NCBI's taxonomy places the organism in Eukaryota, Fungi, Ascomycota, Eurotiomycetes, Eurotiales, Trichocomaceae. Gene Ontology annotation, biological process: rRNA processing. The coding region runs from base 1 to 1029 and encodes 342 amino acids.
AUGGGAUCGAGUAAGAGGAAGAAGAAGGAGAAGCAGAAGGAUUUUCAGAAACCGAAACUGAAGGUUGGCAAGCCUAAGCCCAAGCCUUCAAAUUAUACAGAUACGAGUUUUCGCUCAAAAGCCAUCGUCGUAAACCAGCAGUCUCUGUCAGUAUCAGCUCCAUCAGCUGAUUCCCAGUUCUCGCAUCAUCUGUCGCUGCUGUCGUCCAAGUCAGAGACACAGCGUCGCGAGUCUCUUGCCCAUCUCACCACCUCGGUUGCCUCCCGGCCGGUGGAUUCACCUCUGCCGCAGCCGGUCAGCAUGAUCCUGCCGACCGUUGUGCCGCUGCUUCUGGACGGCAGCAACGGCGUCAGAACGCAACUGCUGAAGUUCCUGCGAACGCUGCCCGAGUCCGAGAUCGAGGACCACGCUCCGCAGCUGCUGCCGUACAUUCGCGCCGGCAUGACCCAUCUGGCGGCAGAUAUUCGCGUUUCAGCUGUCGAAGCGCUGUCCUGGCUGGUCGAGUUGGCCGGAUCGGAAGUAGUAUCCUGCGCGGGCGGCUGGAUCAAGACGCUGAACUGCUUUCUCUCCCUACUAGGAUGGCAUACUGAAGAGUCGGCCAAGUGGUCGUCAAACCGGAGCUCCUUUGGCAAGGCUGGCAGCGAGGGCAAACCCAUGGUCAAAGCCCUGCAUACGCUGGCGGAGUUCCUCCGCGCUGGCAUCGGCAAGGAGGAGGACGACGACGAGGAAAUGGAAGAUAUUGACGAACAAAACGGCGAAUCUUCGAUAUUCCCUCUUGACCAAACAGUGAUGCAAAACAUGAUCCCAUCCAAAUCCGGCCCGUAUGCCUACCUGAAUCUGUUUGGUCAGCCGCGGGACGCGGAAGGGGAGAUGUACGAGACUCGCGAAGACCGAUAUCGGGUCUUUUCCGAGAAGUUCCGCAUCCCGAUUGAGCGAGGAGUGGAAAAUGCUCGCAAGGAAGGAGGUGAUGUUGGGCGAGCGUCGGCUGCUGUGGCGAAAGUGCUUCGAGAGGCGACCUCAGCUUCUUAG